AUGCCGUCAAGUAAUCCUUUCCCAUUCGCCUUCUUUGGCGUUUGCGGGCUUUCAUCAGUACAGUCUGGUGUACUUUUUAGCAUUGGUCUUGAUGUUUUGGAUGGUGCCGCAGAAGGAGCAUCACUAAGAGCCCUAUUCGUACGUCGAGGAAAUCACGUUCCCGCAGUCGCUCGCGCUCAAGAUCUCGUGACCGCAAGCGCAGCCGUUCGUCAUCGCGUUCUUCAUCCCGCUCUCGCUAAGAAGUGA
Molecule: messenger RNA, 246 nt
Organism: Cooperia oncophora
Lineage: Eukaryota; Metazoa; Nematoda; Chromadorea; Rhabditida; Trichostrongylidae
Source: the annotation of a GenBank genome assembly